CGACAGCGACAGCGGCGACAAUGGAGACACCUCCACGCGAAAGGCCAAAGGAUAGCAGACCUCGACUUAGCUCUGAUGAGAAAAAACAACUGCUCGCAAACCUCGAUCUUGAAGUGCAACACCGAGCACGUCAGUUCGAAGAGACGCUCGCUCAAGUCCUCGAGAACUUCAAGAACCACCAUGAAGGCCAGGUCCUGCGUGUUCCAAAGCUCGUGAGGGGGAUAACUAUGGCAGAGUUCGCGGACAAAUACAACGGCGAUAUCAACGCAUGUCUGCGUGGACUGCAACGGGAACGACAAGGUGGUGAGCCGACACUUGACCCAGCAUCGAAAAAGCGGAAAUGGAAGGAUACGGACGAACAGCCUGGCCCGGAGGAUGCAGAGUCGUCAAGGGCACCCAAGACAGCUCGGUUUGGAUCCCCCGUUAAGAUGAACGCCGCUAAUAUCAUAAAAUCACGUCUAAACAAGACUCCAAGCACGCAACGCACACCUCGCCGCCUCUACCCACCUCUCGGACCAAACUCACCAUCCAAACUCCCAUCAACUCGUCCACAGAGCCGCUUCAUGUCCCCUACAAAGGCAUCAGCCUCUCGCACCGCAUCCGCCUCCACCACCGCCUCCCGCGUCCCUUCCUCAUCGAACUUCAACCCCGCCAUCCCCAAAACACCCGCCUACCCUCGACUGCCUCGUAAAAACGAGAACAUCAUGAGUGUAAACGGGAGUCCAUUAGUUCUUCCCGGGAAUCGAGAACGGGACAGGGAGAAGGACAAGGGCGGUGUUGUUGAUACGAUUGAUGAAGGGGAAGAGGGGGAGGUUGAGCCACACGUACGACAACAGCAAACAAUUAAACGUCAGAAGAGUAUCACCAUUCGACGAGAUCCUACCUUCGCAAUGAACGGCGACGGUGUUGGUAUGCCGCGUUCACGUUCACCCUCACGCGCAGCACAUUCCAGCUCGGGUUCCUCAACAUCAACCUCAACAAGUUCUUCUCUACCCUCAAUUGAAAGCAACCAACCCAGUGCAUUCAUGCGCGUCCCAACGAAAGACGGGUUGGUCCUCGAGUUCGAUCCGUUACUCACCACACCCGCGGAGCUGGAUGCGUUAGAGGGCAUUACAGAGAGUGCGAAGAAGCAGGCGAGAGAGGAUAUGACGCGCUUGGUGCAGGCUGCUUUGUCGCGAUGGAAGAUUUAG
This is a messenger RNA of Fomitiporia mediterranea MF3/22, 1190 nucleotides long. RefSeq lists its product as uncharacterized. NCBI's taxonomy places the organism in Eukaryota, Fungi, Basidiomycota, Agaricomycetes, Hymenochaetales, Hymenochaetaceae. Gene Ontology annotation, cellular component: spindle midzone; chromosome passenger complex; chromosome, centromeric region. The record is from RefSeq and is a predicted model, not a curated record. Gene Ontology annotation, biological process: mitotic sister chromatid segregation. The transcript is spliced from 4 exons. Bases 21 to 1190 code for a protein of 389 amino acids.